AUGCCCCCCACUAAUACCGUCUCCGCUGUACUCCCCCUGCAGCCGGCGGGGGCUGUUCCCUGCGGGUGUGUGCGGGGACGGGACGGGGCUGGAGAGGGGGAUCGACGACACCCCCGCCCCGCUGCCCGAGGUGUGCGCACGGGGUGUUGCUCUGCGCGGGGGCCGGGGCAGUGGGCGGCGCGGAGCCGGGGCCGGUGCGGGUUGGGGUGUGGGGCCGGGCUGGGAGUACGGCGGGGGAUGGCGGCGGCGGCGGCAGAGGAGCUGCAGGAGCUGCGGGCGCUGGUGGAACGGGCGGGCGGGCGGCGGGCAGUGCUGUUGGUGGCCGAGGUGGCCGAGGGAGCCCCGGCAGCGCCCGCGAUGGCCGCCUUCGCCCGCGACCUCCUGGGCGACGAGGCGCCGCCCGCGCCGUGCCCGGUGCCGGGGUGCCGGUCGCGGCGGCGGCGGGCGGGCGGAGGGCGGCGGAGAGCGCUGGACGCGCGGCUGCUGCUGGUGCUGUGCGGGGCCGCGCGGGGCCGCGGGGCCCGGGCCCGCCUGCGGGAGGUGGUGCGGGACGUGCGGGGCCGCCUGCCCGCCGCGCCGCCGCCCGCCGUCGUGGGAGUCCUGCUGCCCGGCGGGGCCGGAGAGGACGCGGCCGUGCUGGACGCGGCGCUGCGGCGGCAUUUCCCGGAGCCCGGCACGGUGCAGGCGGCCCGGUACAGCCCCGGCUGCCCCGGCGAGUGCCGCGCCGCCGCCUGCCGCGCCCUGCGGGCCGCCCUGCAGCACCCAGCAGAAGAGGGGAAAGACAAGGAGAGAUGGAGGCUCCUAUCCUUCCUGCAAUGCCUUUCUUGGAAACAGAGGAGCUGGAGAAAAGAUCACAAAGCAAAAGCUGCAAACAACAUUCGUGAAGAUGACCUGCAGGACCCCGAGGAAGAAGUGGCUCUCACCAGCCUGUCCCCCAAUGGAAAGUGUGAAGAAGCUGCUGAAGGCACAGGCACCUAGAGCUGCUGAGCACCCAGCACAGUCCACAUCCCAGAUCUGCCCAGUGGAUUUCCAGCAGUGGGAGGAGGAGCUGGUGCAAUGCUCGCUCACCCUCUCCUCCAAGGACCCACCGCUCCGGGGAGAAGCUGCUUGGCUGAACUCCUCAGGGUCUUCUGGAGCUGCCGACAGCCUCUGGGGUCUGUGCCAGAGAGCCAUUCCCUGCUGUGCCUGGAGCUGCUGCUGGACACUGGGCUUCUGAGAAGCCCUUUGGGGAUGUAUCCCAUAUCCUGGGCAAGAUGACGUUGGGACUUUGAGCAUGAAAUGCAGCCGCCUGUUUGAAGAAUGAGGAGCGUUUUCUAAUUCUGAGCAAAGUUCCCUGCUGAGGCUGCCAGGGCUGGCGUCCCUGGCAGACCAAUGCUGCUGCCUUGUUUUCCUGCUUUAGUGGUGCUUUGAAGUUCCCACCCUCUUUGUGAGCAAGCCAAAAAAAAAAAAAAAAAAAAGGAAGACAAGUGGCAGAAUGGUGUGGAGACUGCAGUGGGACUAAAUGAGGUCCUGGAUCUACCAGCUACUGAAAAGGCUUGAGUGUAACGGUGUAACAUGAAGAAUGCAGUAGCAGCCCACUGUGGGCAGCAGGAAUAACAUAAAACAUAUUGAUAGCAAUGGCAGCUUGAGCAGAGUGUGGUUUGGGAGCGGGAUUCCUCUGGCUUGUCCUGGUGCUCACAGACUGGCUGAUGAACUGCCUGGGUUGGAGGGGUGGCAGGUGGACAGGAAGGUGUGGCUGGUGUUCGAUGUGGCUAUGGGAGAGGCCCAUCUUACCUGGGACACCUCCACAGCCAUGUGAUGGCAGAGCUUGGAGGUGACGGGCAAAACAAGAUGUGGCGGCUUCAUAAAUAAAUGUAUAAAAAUGAUCUAUUUAAGUAGUUCCAAAGGGCUGCCUGUAGCCUGUGUGGCAACACAAAUAAUUAUAAAUCCUUGAUUUAUGAGGAAUUUUACUCUAAUGCUAAUAAUACCUUUUUCAUUCUUACUUUAUGAAAUGUAAAACAUGCCUUGUUUUAUUUUUAGCACGAGCUGCUGGGUUUUGUUUGGGGCUGGCUGUCCUUUAAAAGUUUGAUCCAGCUCAGAUCAGAAACUUCAGCCUGUCAUGUCUUGCUUACCUCUUCUCUGGGUUAGCUGCUGAUUUGUGUCAGUACAUCCCCCAUGCAUGUCUGUCCCCUCUCUGGCUCCUUUUUUCCCAGUGGCAGAUGAAGUGCCUGCAGUCCUGCCAGCUCUGGCAGGCACUCUCUCCCAGCGCUGUGCCUUCAGUAUCUCUCUAGCUCUUACCUGGAGCAGGGGAUGUUUUUUUUUACCCAGCUCCACUCAUGACCAUGAUCACCAAUAUUUCUCACCAAACCAUAUUUCUGUGCCUCAGUUUCCCCACCAGUGGGAUGGGGACAGCAACACCUGCCAACCCCACUGGGGCAACACUGGUGCUCCAGUGGUAACACUGGAGCAGAGAGCAGCAGCUCUCGGGUUUGGAACUGGUGCCUUUAGUGAUGGUGCUGCUUUGCCCCUUGGGUGUCUGGGGUGUGUCUGCACAGCAGAGCCCAGGUCACUGGGCAGGUCUGUAUUUCCCAUAAAGCCCUUGGUUAGGUGAGUCCAGCAGGACUUGACACUGUGGUGGGGGGAAUCUUUUUUUUCUUGCAGCAUUUGGCCUUUGCUGCCAGGAAUUCAAUGCAGAGGUGGCCCAAGAGCACAGAUUUGCAGUUAAACUUACCUUGGUGCUGAAAAUCCAAUGGAUUUAUUUACUGGUAAUUUUUAGGUAAAUCAUGCAAGUUUACCCUUUCAGGGAGACUUCUGUGGAAGCAGAUGAACUGCCUGGGGCUUUAGGAGGUGUGAGUGGGAAUACUUUUGAUCAAAAGUAUUGUUUACCUUUGACUGAGGAAUAAAAGUGUCUUGAAUCCUU
Messenger RNA from Myiozetetes cayanensis, 2899 nucleotides. RefSeq names its product chromosome unknown C2orf72 homolog (gene CUNH2orf72). Lineage: Eukaryota; Metazoa; Chordata; Aves; Passeriformes; Tyrannidae. The transcript is spliced from 3 exons. The record is from RefSeq and is a predicted model, not a curated record. Bases 1 to 978 code for a protein of 325 amino acids.